AUGGAACUUUUCAAGAAGCAGAAGGAUAUGGGUGACACGGAAUCGUUCAGAGCUAAGGAGAUGUCGGUCAUAGAGAACCGAUUGAUUCACGUAGAAUUGCAAAUGAAUCAAAUGAGCGACGCUCUCAAGGAAGAGAGGCUCAAGAACAAGUGUUUAAUGUCUGAUGUAGCUCUGGAGGAAAUGUUCAAAUUAAAAGAGGAGCUUAAGAAACAGAUGUUCGAGGAGCGGACGGCGAUGGAACGCAUGCUGGAGAAACUCCUUCAGAGGGAAGAGACAGAACUCGAGGAGGAAAAUGUCUCUUUGUGUGGUCACUGGUUCGAAGAGUCUGACGGGUCAGGUGGCCAUAGAGGAGAGGAUGAACAAGAAGACGAGGCUGACUGGGAAGACACGUGCAAAUUAACCUGGAAUUCUAAUUGGUGGGAUUUAUCUGGGACAUCUGAAAUGGUCAUGAAGACUGAAUGCAAUCCCAGAUUUUCAAAGGAAAGGAAAGUAGGAGGAGAUAAGAUAAUAAUUCAUUACAUUCCCGAAUGGCCAAAAAUGCAAGGCCCAGCGUGGGAAGAAUCAUGGAGGGCGGAGACAGAGAGAAGGAGACAGAUAUUGAAGGAGGAGAAAACGAGAGGGAAAGAGAGAUUGAGGGAGGAGAAAGAAAGAGAGAAACAGAGAUUGUGGGAGAGGAGAGGGAGAGAGGAAAAGAGAUUGCGGGAGAGGAAAAGGAGAUUGCGGGAAAGGAAAGAGACAGAACACAGGGAAAAUCUACUGAGAAACCAGGAAUCGCAAGAUGUCUCCACUUCAGAAGAGAGGACGACUGAAGUAGCAAGGAUUGGGUGGGUAAGGAGAGAGGGGAGAAUCAGAAUGAAAAUUUGGAGAGGAAUGCAAAGAUUCAUUUACGGAAUAAUUAAAAAGAUAAGGAAAAUCAAAUCGCACAAGACAAGUGAAGAGGAAAGCCAAGGAAGUCUAGAUCGUUUCUGGAAGCAAAACUCAUGGACGAAAGAACAAGAACGAGUGUUUGGCUCAGCGUGGGAAGAAUUAUGGAGGUCGGAGGAAGAGGGAAAGAGACAGAUAUCGAAGGAGGACAAAGAGAGAGAGUACAAGACAGAUUCAGAGAUGAGGACAAGAGAGAGAGAAACAGAGAUUGAGGGAGGACAAGGAGAGAGAAACAGAGAUUGA
Messenger RNA from Macrobrachium nipponense, 1167 nucleotides. Its product is annotated as golgin subfamily A member 6-like protein 6. The transcript has a single exon. Bases 1 to 1167 code for a protein of 388 amino acids. NCBI's taxonomy places the organism in Eukaryota, Metazoa, Arthropoda, Malacostraca, Decapoda, Palaemonidae. The record is from RefSeq and is a predicted model, not a curated record.